AUGAAACCGCCAUAUCUGGCUAGAGAAGUAUACCACUUCGACUACUUCAGCGGCCAAUUCAGCGGCCUCCUCAGCUCCGAUUUUGAACAAUAUGGAACAAAUGCACCACCUGUUCAAGUUCUUGAGGACUCACCACCCGCCGCAGGUCAUACUAGAUCUCCGGUUGGGGCCAGUUCAUCUCCAGUUCAAGUUCUUACAGACUUACUACCCACCACGAGUUAUACCAAGUCUCCCGCCGGCAAGAGUCGUUCCCGCUGGCUACAGUUGGCCAUAGCAAAGUUCUUCGACAAGUUCCUCGAGAAUAUGGGCGCGAGAAAACAGCGAAAAGAGAAGGACUACUGCCAUUCAAAGGGUUCAGAUGCCAAGGCUAGGGAAGUUUCAACGGAGAGCACGGAGAGCACGGAGAGCACUCCAGCCGCGAGCUCCGACGUCUGUCUCAUGAACAUUCCAGCGGCAGGUUCCGAGGCUUCUUUCGUGACCGCGCCAGCAGCGAGUCCUGGGGUCUCUAUCAUGGCCAUGCCCAACGAACUUUUGCUACAAGUAAUGGGCCAUUUGUCAGCUCCCUCCUUGUAUUGCCUGCGCCAGACUUCGGGUAGAUUCAUGGACCUUUUUGAUUUGAAGGAUUUUAAAGGGUUUCACCAAGAGGUCGGAAUAUCCAGCAUCCACAAGAUGUUUAACAUGAAAUUGUUGUGCGCCGCGGAUAAGAACAUGAUUGCCAAUUCUUUGCACCAUGAGAUGUACUGUGCCCCUUGUCUUGCGGCAGAGGAAUGCGGGACUCUCGCUGAUCGGCUAGAAACUCUACGCAGCUUGCGAUAUUGUCACGGAUGCAAGAGAUUACACGCAGCCGCGCUGUUCCCCCCUGAGGACAACCACGACACUAAACAGGUCGGUGUCUGCAUCGGUCGAGUUGGACAUGUUACCCUCUGCAAUCACAAUUCAUGCUCCCCCACCACCUGGCGAGAUAUAGAACAUUAUGUUCCACCCGGCCGAUAUCCGCACUUGUUCGGGCAUAGCGACGCCUGCACCGACAGGGCACAUCAACCUGAUUGGAAGUACAACGAGAGAAUCGGUUCAGUUGGAUCACCGUUCCCCCGACUCUACGGACGCCGAACCUGGCAACGUCCUAUCCUGAUCUUCAAUCCUGUAUUCCAGGUAGCAUACGGUUGGGAUCUACCUUUGCUCGAAGUUGGCCAGAGAUACCGAUACCGACCUUCUUUGGACAGUAUUCACAAAAAGCUUCGCAGUUUGCUCGAAGCAGGCGCGUUGCACAACCACAGGCUCUGCCCGCACGUCUCCCCAGAUAACGAGAUCAGGAAAUUUGUUCGAUCUGGAAUCUGCGAUUGCUUCAGAAGAGGUGUUGGAAAUACGAUCUACAAUUGCUUUGAGGACUGCGAAUGUAAACGGCAAGUCGUUCUCGAAUGCAGACUUUGUGGUUCCAUAUACAUGUGGCUCUCCAACUGGAACCGAAUCAUUUUUUCACGUAGGCAUCUCUGGCAUAUUCAAAGGCCUACUAGCCCCGGAUGGCUGAGCCUUCUUGAUAAGGAAUGGCAACAAAUGCACUUCACUGAGGACAACCGACACGUACUGUGGUGUGAUGUGCCACAUUGUCGGACAAACAGGAGGGGACGAUGGGAGGCGCUGGUAAAGGAGGAGUCCGAAAGAGAAUACCUUGAGUCCAACGGUGAUAAUUCUCAAGACUUCUGGGACUACAAAGAGGCAAUGAUAGCGUCUGAGAGUGGCUCAUUUCAGAACUGGCGAAACAUCAACAACGUGAGGGAGCGACAAGAAGCACUGACGUCUGUUCCAAUUGUGCUUGUGAUUCCCAUCAAGACUAUUAUUUCUGGGGUUGUCAACGGCACUCAGCUUGGCUUUACAGCAUUGGGUAAGGCAUACACCUCUGCUGUUCCAGAUGAUCGAAAAGUCGAUACCCAAGCUGUUUCCGAUGAGAUUAAUACCGACUUACAGAAUUGCUACGAGGCUUACCUGUCUUGA
Pochonia chlamydosporia 170 is the source of this 1992-nucleotide messenger RNA. RefSeq names its product F-box domain, cyclin-like protein. Gene Ontology annotation, molecular function: protein binding. The record is from RefSeq and is a predicted model, not a curated record. The coding region runs from base 1 to 1992 and encodes 663 amino acids. Lineage: Eukaryota; Fungi; Ascomycota; Sordariomycetes; Hypocreales; Clavicipitaceae. The transcript has 3 exons.